CCUCGUUACGAAAGCGCGUUUCGUUGGAGUCGUUAAACGAAUUCGUUAGAUCGUAAGUGUACAGUGGAAGUUGGUGAUUUUUACAGUGAGUGUUUUAAGUGAUAUUGACGUGAUUAUAUACAGUGCACGGUGGAUGAAGCAGGUAUAAGGUUCGGCCUACAACGCAAAAUCAGGACUAUGACGUAAUUCAAUAAUAUGUCAUCUGUGGCCUUAAUUUGACAAGAUGGCGCGAGGACUCAUCUUCCUUGCGGUGGUUUUGACGACGGUUAUACCGGGACACUGCGCUCAUAGACACGGCCACGACAUUUCUACCGAAGAUCCAGUACUGGCAGAUACACACCACGACAACACCACACAUCAUGGCAAGGAUCGUGCUGGCUGGUCACAGUGGAGUGAGUGGUCACUAUGUUCAAGGACGUGUGACGGAGGCGUUUCAAGACAGCUUCGAACCUGCUCAUCACCAGUUGGUUGUAGGGGAGAGCCAGUCCGGUACAAGAUAUGUAAUAUGCAGCCAUGCCGCGCAAACGUGUCUCUUCUAGAAGAAGACAUAUGGAGGGAGCAGCAGUGUAGUGCACAUGACAAUACUCCUUACGGCGGUGAACUCUUCCACUGGCGUGCUCAUCGUGAUGAUGCUGAACCCUGUGCGCUGACAUGCCGAGGAACUCCACAACAUUCCGGCUUAAAGCCUGAACCGACAGUAACGUUGGAUGAUGAAGAUCGUGUGGUGGUGGCUGUACUGGCUCCCAGAGUAUCGGAUGGUACAAGAUGCCGGCCUGGUAGCCUCGACAUGUGCAUUGAUGGACGAUGUCAGCGCGUCGGCUGCGAUCUACGGGUCGGGUCAACCCGGCGAGUGGACGAAUGCGGUGUCUGCGGCGGCGACGGCUCGUCCUGCUCACGGCCGCGUUACCACUGGCUGUCUACACCUGGGUCUUUAUGCUCAGCAACUUGUGGGGGAGGGUAUAAAAUGUCGCUAGCUGUGUGCAGGGAUCGAUUGACGGGUUUAGAUGCUCCAGAACAACUUUGUGAUGGAUCAAGCAAGCCUUCUUCGUCUGUAGUGCGAUGUAACAUGCAUCCAUGUCCGUAUAAGUGGUACGUUGGUGAGUGGUCAUCAUGCAGCAUGACAUGUGGUGGUGGUGUUCGAACAAGAAGAGUUUUGUGUGCCAGAUCAGCAAAUGUUACACGAGCUGACACUUAUGAUCCAGAAUCAAGCUCAGAGCCGGGUUGCGUGACUCCACCCCCGCGGUCUACACAGGACUGUAAUGAGCAAGAAUGCCCAACUUGGAUUGCUGGCGCCUGGUCAGGGUGCUCAGUAUCCUGCGGUGAAGGAGUACAAGUAAGAGGCGUGGAAUGCUCCCCUUCGGGUGGAAUGUGUGAUCCCUCCACCAGACCUGAGAUAUCCAGGUCAUGUUCCACCGGUAUCAGCUGUCCAGCGUAUCGCCAAGUGGAGUUACCUGAGGAUGAUAUAGAAGAUCUGCUACCAGGUGUGGUAUAUCACACUCAACCGCUAAUACAACCUUAUCCACCACCUCAAGCGAAGGCUGAACAGCUCAUUGGAGAACCAGAUGUUCCAGUAGAGGCUACCAAUUUCAAAAUAUUCUUUGCGUGUGGCUGGUUGUAUGUAAGUUACAUCAAGGACGAUGAAUGGGGCCCGUGUAGUGUUACUUGUGGUGAAGGAUGGAGGAAAAAGGAGGUCCACUGCAAGAUAUUUCUAGAAUUCAGUAGAACGAUAGCGAAACUACCAGAUAGCAAAUGUAUGGGUCCUAAGCCUACUGAGGAAACACAGAGAUGUGUCAUGGAACCCUGCUCGAUGGCAUAUGGAACAUCGUUUGGAGACUCCAGUGCCCCGUCAUAUGGAGGUGAUAGCAGAUCUCUAAUAUUUGGAACUUCAAGUAACAUUCGGGUAGCUCCGGGUUCGCCCGGGAAAUCCUAUUCGUGGAAAGAAAAGGGAUAUACAAGUUGCAGUGCGUCUUGUCUAAGUGGAGUACAGGAACUAAUUAUCCAAUGCGUGAGAGACGAGGAUGGGAAAAAUGCAUCUCCAUACAUGUGUGAUCCACUUACGAAGCCGGAAAAUAGAGUCAGGACCUGCAAUGAUCAUCCCUGCCCGCCAAGGUGGAACUACACAGACUUUUCCCAGUGCACAAAGUCUUGUGGCAUUGGAAUACAGACGAGAGAAGUGACGUGUAUUCAUGAGGUAACUCGGGGCGGAACAAACACAGUAGUGGUACCCAACAGUAUGUGCCCGCAGCCACCUCCACCUGAUCGUCAAUACUGCAACGUCCUUGACUGUCCUGUGCGAUGGCAUAGUGGAGACUGGACCAAGUGCUCUAAAACCUGCGGAGGAGGCGUCAAGCAGAGAGAGGUUAUAUGUAAACAAGUAAUGGCCCAAUCUCAUGUGGUAGAGCGCCCUCCCUCACAAUGCAGCUCUCCACGACCUGCUUCUACGAAACCCUGCAAUAGUCGACCAUGUCUUUUAGACACUUCAGCGCCAGAAAUCUCCCUGGCUAACUCGUCAUAUAUUCAACAUGACCCUAAGAAGAAAAAGGUGACAGUUAAAGUUGGUGGAUCAGCGACAAUAUUUUAUGGGACUCAAGUAAAAAUAAAAUGUCCUGUUAAAGGAUACAAUAGAACCAAAAUACAGUGGGCGAAGGAUAGUCAAAUAAUAUCGAAGUCUAAAAAGUAUAAGAUAUCGAAAAAGGGCGCACUACGGAUAACGUCCUUAUCACUACGAGAUCAUGGAGUCUACACGUGCGUAGCUGGAAGAUCGAGUGCAAACCUUACAUUAUUGGUCAAACCUAGGCCUGGAGAAUUCCCUUCCAGUGAGGAAAUAGAGAGGCACAAAGCGCUAGACGAGCCGUCUUCACCAUUGGCAGACCGAGCCGAUGGGCGCUAUCGGGCAAUGAUCGGCGGAAGAUCAGACGAUCAAUCGCAUGAACAGAGACCGGGAGAACAGAAGAAGAAUUAUAAGGGCAGGCAAAAAGGCAAAGUUGAUAAAGUUCGAGACGCGUUAUACGGAAGUGCAAGUACGAGUACGAAAGCCUCGCCGAGCUUCAACUCGCAGGCCCGAGACAUCUAUGAUGAGAAUGAGGAGAGUGCUAUAUCAUCCCGGAUGCUCCCGCCCAAUAGCAGUGGCGCCUCACAACUCUUGCCGUGUCUGCAUUUCCUUGUCAUGCAACUUCAGAUGUUCUGGAAUUUUCAGACCACAGGCAAUUCGAGAGGUCAAAGAAUGGCAGAUCCUGUUUUAAUGUACCAAAAUUACGGGACGCCGACGAAGACUCGCAUCGUGAGCUUUGAUAGCAAGCAAAUCGUCUUUCCCGAAGACGAUGACUCUGAUAUCAUCAUCGUUAAUGAAGAUUACCAAAAGAAUACGCUAGAACAACGUCUGGAUGUUGGUGACUUGAUUGAAUCCACAACUGUUACGGAAAGGACGCUCCCAAGUGACGCCCAUGAAUACACCUGGAUGACAACUGAAUGGUCGCCGUGCAAUGCUCCAUGUGGUGCAACAGGUCACGAAGUUAGGGGAGCGGUCUGUCAGCAUAAAAUAGGGAAUGAAACGGCGACAGUGGAGACGGAAGAAUGCCUGACAAGGAUAGCAAUACAACCGACUGUUCUUCGCGAAUGUGUCGGCGGCAGUUGUGCCACUUGGAGUAUUUCUUCCUGGUCUCCUAUUCGAUGUUUGUCUAGUGGAAUUGCGAUAUCUCGUCGUCGAGUUGAAUGUGUAGCGGAUAACGGAACUUCACUAGCGGAUCCUGCGUGCUCGUUCUCUUCUCGCCCUGAGCGGACUCGUCGGGAGGCAGUCCGGUGCCAGCCGGUUUGGGUCGUGGGGUCUUGGAGUAAGUGCAUAGGAACCUGCGGUGUGACAGGCAGACAACACCGUGUGUUGCGUUGCGUAUGGCGGUUCCCAGACAUGCGCAGGCGCGCCAAGAAAGAACGCCCUGCUGCACUUUGUACCGGCGUUAGGCCAGAUGUCGCCAGGGAAUGUCAUAUGUCUUGUAAUCAAGAUGGCGUGUGCAAAGACACGUCCCGUUUCUGCGAAAACGUACGCGCAAUGAACAUGUGCGCAGUACGUCGAUACAAGGAGCAUUGUUGCAAAACUUGCGACGAUUAAAUAGACUGUUUUAUACGUAUUCUGUAUUCGAUAGUUUUAAUUAAAGGCCAAAAGUGGUACAAUUGAAAAUACUAAAAUCAUCACACAAGUUUUCAAGAAUUUAUUCUAUUUUAUUGUGUUGAUGUUUCUAUAGAAAAUAAUAAUCUAUUUCUAUACUAAAAACAUCCAAUUUUUUUAUAGACAGUGACAAAAGUUUUAACUAAUCGAAAACAUGCUGAACCAACCCUAAAGAAAUCUCUAAAAACAACUUAAGUAUUUGUGUUUAUAUUUUCGUAAUUGUACCAUUUUUGGCGAUACAAAUUUUACCCACCUAAUUUAUUUUUUACUAAAGUAUUUUGGCCAGUCCCUAGUAUUAUUUGAAUAGGUUGCAUUAAUAGUAUUUUUAUAUAUGUUCGAGAUUUAUGUGUUAUUAAGAAGGAACUUCCUUCCUUCCUUUCUUAGUCCUAAACCUGUGUUAUCUUACGUAAAAAUGCUAUUAAUGAAACUUAAUAAUCAGUAUUUAUGUGCAAAUCGCGUGAAGGAAUUAUAUAUGAACGCUUUAAAAUUAUUACAUUUUAAAUAUAUAUUAUAGGUACUGUUGAGGAUUUCCAAUAAUAUUGUAAUAAACAAAAUAUGCAUUAACAAAACAACUUCUGAAGAUUUAAAAUAGACUACAAAAUAUCAUGAUUAAUUUUUGAAAUUUCCUAAAUUUAAAAUGUAAAUUAUUCAAAAUAUAGUUCGAAUUUAAUUUUAAGUAGAAAACAAAGUAUUUAGGAAAAACAAUGUUUUGUACAUUAUAUAUUUAGUAUGUAAAUAAGCACCUGUGCUACGCUUAGUAUUAUCAGUAAUAUAAUGCACAAAAGUAUAUUUAUGCAAUAAAUGUAUAGAGAAUUAGAGAAAAUUGCCAAAUUGUUAGCGACGUGUUUCAGAAAUACAGUCGCGUGGAAAAUUUUUAAAAAAAUAUUGUCAAUUUAGCAAAGUUUUAGUGGGAGCGUGGGCGAGUGUUAGAAAUGUGCUGACUCGAAGAACUAUUACAAUUUUAGAUUAUUUUGAGGGAUGUGUGCGGUGUUUGUUUAUGUCUUCAUGUAUCUGUUAUGAACUAUAAAUAUUGCGAAAAUGUUUGGUGAUUUCAGUUAUUUUUUUCAUAACAUUGUUAAAUAUAAAUUAUGUGUCGCGACAUUUGACAUAUUUUGUCAAACAUAUCGCUAAUCUUAUACAAAACAAACUGACACAAACAUCGCAUUAAUCCUUCAAAGCAUAUUACUAGUAAAUUAUAUAAUGUAUAUUAAUAAACCAAUCGAAUGAACGAAGCAAUAUAGUCGCUUAUGUAUGUAAAUAAAAAUGUAUCAACCAUUCAUCCAACAUUCAUUGCCGCUUAUAGCAGUUUUAACUUCUAUUAAAUCUAAAUAAACUUUAUCGCCUCCAUUCAACAACAUGAACAAUUCAACAACUUUAACAUACAAUGGGGUUGGAUUAUUUGAUGUAAUAUUAUGAAGGAGACUUAGCGCGAACUAUGUCUAAAUCAAUUACGUUUUUGACAUAUAGGACCCUUAAUAUCACCUUUCUGAAUAUCAUCCUGUGUUACACUGAGUUGUUCUAUUCUUUAUCGAAUAAAUUUAUCCACCAAUCAGUCACCAAUCGGUCAAUGAAAACCGAUGUAUUUAAAUAUAAAAAACACUGCUUUAAGUUGUAAUGAACUUCGGUGGAUACGCUAUAAUUUCUGUCCAUUUAGCGAGUAAAUUCAUUCCUCAUAUCUUAUAAUAUAAAGUAGAAAAUGACACAUUUAUUUUAUUUCAUAUGGUUGUUGACUUACCUAUGAAUUUUUGUUUGGUCCCCUUGGGUGAUGAUCUAGAGACAGAUAACAUACUAAAAUUUUACAAUGUAUAUUCUAUUCUUUUAGGUAUUCAUUAUAAAGGAUGUACUAUUCAGAGAUAACAUAUAGUUCCCGGUAAAUAAAUUUACCAGUAUAAUACAACUACACUAAAUUAGAAGUGAAGUAGUCGUUUACUACUUCUGUCCUAAAAGUACUUAAAUGCCUCUUACCUUCAGUCUAUGUUUUUUUUUUUCCUUUAUGGCUCUGGCACGGUUUGUGCAUUAGCCAGCGACAAGUAGGUAUUCAGUCUAUGUUAAUCGGGCUGAUACCGACAAAACUAACCAGUCUUAUUUUCUAAUUAUUAAGAAGUUUAGGAAGCAGACAUGUAUCAAGUCUUAUCAAUUGUCACUGUCAAGUGGUAUAUGACAAUACAACUGUCACUCCUAGCACAGAUUAAUAUUUGCGUUAUUAAAUUAAAUAUAAUUUGUUUAUCUGUCUAUUAAGUUUUAUUAAUCUCGAAAGUAGAAGAGUUAAAAUACUUAACUGUCAAAACCUACUUUAUAACUACUGAAUGACAAACGUCGCUUUUCACUGUCUAAAUUAUAUGGCUUUUGACAACCAACGUUGCUGUGACCAUUAACAAGUAUUUUUAACGAAAUGUUUUUAGGUAUUGCUUUGUGUGUGAAAGAGUGUGUAAAUGUCGGAGCUGCAUUCAAAUGAGACCCUGCAUUUGUUUUUAGAAUAUUACAGAUAAAAGUAUCACGUAACAUAUUUUUACUUGAUAUAAUGAUAGAGCAUUCUUUCUUGAUGCUAUUGUGAGGUUUUAUGAAAACAGAACUUUUAGUUCACUCGUUUUAUAUUCAUAUGUUGAUAAUAAUUUAAAUGUAUGGUUAAUUACCUACUUGAAUGCAGUUCAACAUACUUAUAUAAUGUACUUAUCUCAAAAUCAUUAAAAUUAGUUAAAUUCAAUAAGUCCAGAACUGUAAAUUGUACCAAGAAUUUUCAAAUAUGAAAAUAUAUAAAUAAGUUACAA
Pieris napi is the source of this 6930-nucleotide messenger RNA. It is a transcript of the gene nolo, whose product is annotated as protein madd-4. Gene Ontology annotation, molecular function: metalloendopeptidase activity. The transcript has 31 exons. Gene Ontology annotation, biological process: extracellular matrix organization. The record is from RefSeq and is a predicted model, not a curated record. Gene Ontology annotation, cellular component: extracellular matrix. Lineage: Eukaryota; Metazoa; Arthropoda; Insecta; Lepidoptera; Pieridae. The coding region runs from base 224 to 4105 and encodes 1293 amino acids.